Molecule: messenger RNA, 1302 nt
Organism: Nerophis lumbriciformis (worm pipefish)
Lineage: Eukaryota; Metazoa; Chordata; Actinopteri; Syngnathiformes; Syngnathidae
Source: RefSeq, a predicted model, not a curated record
AUGGACGGGAGCUUGGGAGAGAUGUCGCUGCACGGCCACGCCGAGCUACACUCGCGGGACCUCUCGGCCGCCUUCCCCCGCCCCCCGUUGGCGGGCGGGCCCCCUCUGGAACCCGAGCCGCGGGCGCCCCCGCCGGCUUUCGAGCACUCCAUGUCCGCGCUCGGGUACAGCGGCGACUCCCCGUCCGGGUCGGGCAGCACGUACACCACUCUGACCCCGUUGCAACCCUUCGACGAUAAGUUCCACCACCAUCACCACCACCACCACCCCUGCCUGCCCGUCAGUAACGUGAUCGGGAGUUUCACGCUAAUGCGCGAGGAGCGAGGGGGCCUCCCCGCUAAUUUCUACAACCCUUACGCCAAAGAUCUGAGCCAGAGUUUGACGCCUCCCUCUUCGGGGCUGCACGGCUACGGGAGCCCCAACGGGGGCGCUACCGGGGGUGGGCAGAUGCUCCACGGCGGCUACGACGUCCACGGAGGAAGCCUCUUCUGCAGGACGUCGGACUUUGCAAGAGAGAUGUCGCCCCCCGGGUUGGGCGCCGGGGACAUGUCCUUAGGGGGGCACCAGCUAAACAAAAUGGACGGGGCCGGGCACCACCCUCACCUCUACGGUCAACACUACCAGACGCACCACCACCACCCGAGCCAGCAAACCGCCAAAAUCGUCGACCACCUCCACUCUUUGUCCUCGUCCCCGGGGGACGGCGCUCUAGGGGGAGCGUCCCCGGGCGGCGGGGUGGUCCCCGGGGGCGGCGAGGAGAUCAACACCCGCGACGUGGCCCAGAGGAUCAUUACCGAGCUGAAGCGGUACAGCAUCCCGCAGGCCAUCUUCGCCGAGCGCAUUCUGUGCCGCUCGCAGGGGACGCUGUCCGACCUCCUGAGGAACCCCAAACCUUGGGCCAAGCUCAAAUCCGGACGCGAGACCUUCAAGAGGAUGUCACGCUGGCUGCAGGAGCCCGAGUUCCAGAGGAUGGCCUCGCUCCGACUAGAGGCUUGCAAGAGGAAGGAGCAAGAGCAGAGCAAGCUCGAGCGAAACCAAGGUCCCAAACGCACCCGGUUGGUGUUCACCGACCUGCAACGGCGCACCCUGCUGGCCAUCUUUCGGGAGAACCACCGGCCCACCAAGGACCUGCAGGUGACCAUCUCGCAGCAGCUGGGCUUGGAGCUGUCCACCGUUAGCAACUUCUUCAUGAACGCGCGCCGACGCAACCUCAACAAGUGGAUCGACGAGGGACGCCCGUCCUCCACGGGGUCCUCGGGAUCCAGCGUCUCGUCUUCGGCGGUGUCCUGCAGCACGGCGUGA